This is a messenger RNA of Suncus etruscus (white-toothed pygmy shrew), 2070 nucleotides long. It is a transcript of the gene GCLM, whose product is annotated as glutamate-cysteine ligase modifier subunit. The record is from RefSeq and is a predicted model, not a curated record. Gene Ontology annotation, biological process: glutathione biosynthetic process. Gene Ontology annotation, cellular component: glutamate-cysteine ligase complex. Gene Ontology annotation, molecular function: enzyme regulator activity; glutamate-cysteine ligase catalytic subunit binding. NCBI's taxonomy places the organism in Eukaryota, Metazoa, Chordata, Mammalia, Eulipotyphla, Soricidae.
GCCCACCCGCGGCGUCCGGGGGCCGGGCCGCUGCUGCCAUGGGCACCGACAGCCGCGCGGCCGGGGCGCUCCUGGCGCGGGCCAGCACCCUGCACCUGCAGACGGGGAACCUGCUCAACUGGGGGCGCCUGCGGAAGAAGUGCGCCACGCACAGCGAGGAGCUUCGAGAUUGUAUUCAAAAGACCUUGAAUGAGUGGAGUUCCCUCAGCCCAGAUUUGGUCAGGGAGUUUCCGGAUGUCUUGGAAUGUACUGUAUCUCAUGCAGUAGAAAAGAUAAACCCCGAUGAAAGAGAAGAAAUGAAAGUUUCUGCAAAACUAUUCAUCGUAGGCACAAACUCAUCAUCAUCAACUAGAAAUGCAGUCGACAUGGCUUGUUCAGUCCUUGGAGUUGCACAGCUGGAUUCUGUAAUCAUUGCUUCACCUCCUAUUGAAGAUGGAGUGAAUCUUUCUUUGGAGCAUUUGCAGCCUUACUGGGAGGAAUUAGAAAAUUUAGUUCAGAGCAAAAAGAUUGUAGCUAUAGGUACCUCUGAUCUCGACAAAACACAGUUGGAACAGCUGUAUAAAUGGGCACAGGUGAAACCAAAUAGUAAUCAAGUUAAUCUUGCCUCUUGCUGUGUGAUGCCACCUGACUUAACUGCAUUUGCUAAACAAUUUGACAUACAGUUAUUAACUCACAAUGAUCCAAAAGAACUGCUCUCUGAAGCAAGUUUCCAAGAAGCUCUUCAAGAAAGUAUCCCCGACAUUCAAGCACAUGAGUGGGUGCCAUUAUGGCUGCUGCGCUAUUCUGUCAUUGUUAAAAGUAGAGGAAUCAUCAAAUCAAAAGGUUACAUCUUACAGGCUAAAAGAAGGGGUUCUUAACUACAGCACAGGAUUAUAAUCUACUGACUUCUAUUUUCCUUGAAUAUAAGAAAUGAUUGAGAUAUGUAAAAUCUAAUACUGCUUAUAAGUGGUAUCACUGAGGCAGAUAUUCCUUAGCUAUAGCUGACAUGUUAUCUGUCAAUGAAUACUUCUCUUGCCUCCAUAACCUCACAUAAACCUCUGUAUUGUUUUCAUUAAACUGUUGUUUUCUAAUUGAAAUUGUCUAUAAAGAAAAUACUUGCAAUAUAUUUUUCCUUUAUUUUUAUGACCAAUAGAAAUCAAGUAAAUUUGUUGGCUAUAUAUCAGGGUAAUGUAUGUAUAUACAUUUUUUUAUUUCCAAAAUACUCAUUGCUUCCUACUCUAUAGGAUAACUAAGCAAUUUAAUUACAUUUGUUAAAACUGAAAUACUGGAAGAUAUUUUUCUUGUCAUUAAUUAGAUAAUUAUAUAUCAGAGUAAUUGGAGUAGCCAGGUUCUAAUAGUGUAAAUAAAGGUUGUACUUCUUCAAUUCAUGAAUGAAAAAUUAACAUUUUUAUGUGUCCUUACUAGUAUUUUACUAGAGAGUUAGCCUUGUAUUCUUGUGCCAUAUUUUCUUAAUAUUAUUUACAAAGACAUGCCAAAGUAAAUCUGAAAAAACAAAAACACAACCUAGAAACUUAGAAAUUCUUGCUUGGGGACUUUAUAAAGCAACUGUCACCUAUAGACUUAAAAAAAUGAUCCAUCCUUAAUAUUUUGCUACUUGUAUAAUAAUAUUCCAUAAGUAUGGAGCAAUUUCUGUGUGCUCAUCACUUAUUAGGUAAUGUGUGGACUCUGGCGAGAGGAGGCAGUACAGAGCCAAAGGUUAAAAUCUAAUAGGUAAAAUAUGUCAUUUUUAUUCUUUUGUAAUAAUUGACUAUGAGAGACUAAAAGUCAGAAAAGGAAUGAAACAACCUUUUAUUCAGGGACAAUGAUGUCUACAUAAACAACUUUGAUAAUGAAUUUAAUUAUUUCAAAACAAAAGUAUAGGUCUAAAUGAAGCUAAAGAUCACUUAGCAUAAUUCCUCCUUGGUUUAAGAACCAGGAUAUUGGAUUGGGAAAAUAGCUCAAAAGGCCGAGCACUUACUUAGCAUGCAGGAGGUCCAGGUUCAGUCUCUAGCACUACAUGAUUCUCCCAGCAGUACCAGGAGUGACUCUCAAGCAUUGAGUCAGGAAUAGCCCCUGAAUACCAGCCAGCAU